Phascolarctos cinereus (koala) is the source of this 1087-nucleotide messenger RNA. RefSeq names its product PRKR interacting protein 1 (gene PRKRIP1). The record is from RefSeq and is a predicted model, not a curated record. NCBI's taxonomy places the organism in Eukaryota, Metazoa, Chordata, Mammalia, Diprotodontia, Phascolarctidae. Gene Ontology annotation, cellular component: nucleolus. Gene Ontology annotation, biological process: negative regulation of protein kinase activity. Gene Ontology annotation, molecular function: protein kinase binding; protein kinase inhibitor activity; double-stranded RNA binding.
GGCGUCAUCACUACGCGCGGGCGCCACAGCCGCGGGCCCCGAGGGCGGAAAUGGUCCGGGCGAGCCAUGGCGAGCUCGGCUUCAUCGUCGGUGAGGGCACCGCGGCCCAAGAAGGAGCCGCAGCCGCUCGUCAUCCCCAAGAACGCAGCCGAGGAGCAGCGGCUCAAGCUGGAGCGGCUCAUGAAGAACCCGGACAAAACUGUUCCUAUUCCAGAGAAAAUAAACGAAUGGGCUCCAAGACCCCCUCCUGAAUUCGUCAGAGAUGUUAUGGGUUCGAGCGCUGGUGCCGGCAGUGGGGAAUUUCACGUCUACAGGCAUCUGCGACGAAGAGAGUAUCAGAGACAGGACUUCAUGGACGCCAUGGCUGAGAAGCAAAAAAUGGAUGCUGAGUUCCAGGAGAGAUUGCAGAGGAAUAAAAUGACGGCAGAGGAGCAAACCGCGAAACGUCGGAAGAAGCGUCAGAAGUUUAAAGAGAAGAAGUUACUGGCCAAGAGAGCUAAGCAGGAGCAGCAGAAGCUGAAGGAAGGCUCUGACCAUUCUCAAGAGCGUGUAUCCAGUGACAGUGAAGAAGAGGAGGCAGUGGAAGAGGAGGAAGAAGAGGAGCGGCCCAGCUUUGUGGUGGGAAGAUAAUGAGGGUGGCUGACGUAGCGGUGGGCAGAUGCGCGUGCCGUGAGCUUUAUGAUCCAGAGCCCAGGAAACCUGGAAUGGCCCUGGGUACGUACAAAGGGCUGAGCAUCACGUCCUCCUCAGGCCAAGAAGCUUGGUAGAGACACAUCUAACAGGAUCCCAUUCUGUUGUGGCCUGGCUGUGCAGUCUGGCCAAGCACUGGACCAGUGUCUGUACUAAACCAAGUUGCUUCCAAACGUGGGGCAUCCCCGGGAUCUCAAGCAGGGUCCCCCCUCCCCCCCCCACCAAGGUAGCAAUGUGGAGCGGUGUUCAAUGACUUCCAGCUGUGGAGGAACAUGUUCAGGCAUCUUAACAAUGAUGGUGCUUGGAGGUCAGUUUCUCUUGUAGAAGUUUUCACUUGGUAAAGGGCAAACAGUCUGUGGGCUUUUGUUUGGACAUAAUAAAACAGAUGAAGACAGAA